AUGGAGCUGGGCAUCGAGGACGCGCUGUGCGGAGUGUCGACGACUACGGGGUUGUACCCAUCGGACGACGCCCUGCUCACCUCCCUGGGCCUCGCGGAGCCUUCUGGCGACUCCACCUCCUCCCAGUUCGUGGGCCUGGAGUCCACUGGCUCAGCAUCCCACAACUACCAGAAGCUUUGCCUUCUGGAGGCCAACGCUGGCGCCCAGGGAACCGUGCCAGUUAUGGAUGCCUGCCAGAUGUUGGACGUGACGGGGCUGGUGGACCCGUGUGUGAGCGGGCCCCAGUGCUUGUCCGAUGUGGUGGACUUCACACCCAUACGGAUCAAGGAGGCGUGUGAGGAGGGCCAGGCCGGGGAGGGGGGGGCCCUGCUGGGGGGCAGCCCCAAGAGCACGAUAAUGGAGCAGGAGAUGAUUCAGGGGGCGGGGAUGGGCAUCCCCCAGGUGCUGUACGGCGUGCCGAUGGACAGCAUGGUGGCCAUGUCGGAGGGCCACGCUGUGAUGAGCGAUGCCCUGGACCACGGCGGGAUGAUGGUGCCUGGCAUGAGCACGGGCAUGGAGGUGGCCUACAAUGCGUCGAUGGGGCUGCUGGAGCCGUCGCUCACGAACGGGAAGGCCAUGUGGACGAAGAGUGAGCCGGGUCAUGAGGCAGUGGGGGGUUCCAAGACCCGCUGGAAGCCCAACUCGCAGCAGCUGUGUUUGCUGGAGCAGCACUUCAAGUCCGGUUACACAAAGGCCACUCCUGAACUUUACAGCGCAGUGCAGGGUGCAGGUCCGGCAACUGAAGCACAGGUGUCUGUCUGGCUGAAGAACCGCUUGGCAAGAUGCAAAAGGCAACCAAAGCAUGCUGAGACGAAGACCUCUGGCUCUGAGGGUGGUUCUGAGGCGGAGACGGGAUCUCCUGUGUCCGGCAUCAAGCGUGAGCGGGACGAGGACGACCAGUUCGAAGACUACUUCAAGAUUCAGACAUCCAUCUUUGAGGAGCUGUCUGCGAUCAUGUCCUCUGUGGAUCCCAACGACGUGACGUCACUGGCGCGUGCCAUUCGGGAUGCUCGUGUGGUGUGCUGCUAUGGCGUUGGCCGAGAGGGCCUUGUGAUGAAGGGCCUGGCCUCCAAUCUGCACCACAUGGGUUUUGAGGCCUACACUGUGGGCGACACAAACACGCCAACUCUUGGGAAGGGUGACCUGUUCCUUGUUAGUGCUGGACCUAGCUACUACAGCACGGUGAGCGCCCUGUCUCUGGAGGCGAUGCGAUCGGGUGCGCGGGUGAUUGCCUUCACAGCCCACAAGACUGCCCCCCUGCCCUUCGCCGAGCGCGUCGUGCGCAUCGCCUCGCAGACACUGCCCCCCUGCAUGCCUGUGAUGAACCGCAAGCUCGGCGGCAUGAGCGCCGAUGUGGUGUCGUCACUGCCCGAUGGAAAGUUCAGCGUGAUGCAGAUGGGCGCCUCCUUCGAGAUGAGCCUGGCCCUCAUGAUGGAGUGCGCAUGCAUAAUGCUGCAGAAGAAGACAAAGGUCCACGUGUCCGAGAUGCGGGCGCGGCACACCAACCUGGAGUAG
Molecule: messenger RNA, 1554 nt
Organism: Ostreobium quekettii
Lineage: Eukaryota; Viridiplantae; Chlorophyta; Ulvophyceae; Bryopsidales; Ostreobiaceae
Source: the annotation of a GenBank genome assembly